AUGUCCGACAGCGUGAUGGUGGAGUACAUGAUCAAGACUGCCACAACAGCCCCCUCAGCAAGCUCGCUGCUCGCCUCGUUGAUGUCCGUCGGGCUCAGUUCUUCUCCAGAGGCCGACUACUUCGUCAACGAGCUCUUCAAGCGUGUCCCUCGGGCCUCUUCAUCAUCCGCUGCGACUACCGCUUCCUCCAAGAAACAGGCUCAGGAGAACAGCAGGAAGAAGGCCGAGCUGGAGGCGAAGGCUUUGCAGAAGCAAAAGUUUGGCCUCCUGAUCGACGAUGCUCCCGAUGACUCGACAGUUGAGAUUAAGAAGGGAAGGAAAGAGAAGGGCACCUUGAAAAGCAAGACGACCAAUGCCAAGGACGGAUGGGAGAGCGAUGAGGAAGAACGGGCUGCCAAGAGACAACGAUGGGCCGAAGGAGCGCAGCGGAGGGGGGAUCAGGAUCUAGACCACUCACAAGAAGAACCAACAGAAACAGAGGCCGAACGGAUCGAACGAGAACGGCUCCAGGAUGCCAAGGAGAGAGAUGAAUUCGCAGAAAGACUCAAGGCGAAAGACCGUGACAAGACUAAGAAGAUAGUCGAAGAUAAAACCUCUAAACUCACCCCCGAUCAAAUCCGUCGCCGGAACUUAGAAAACGAUGAGGAGGCUAGGAAGAUGGCGAUGCCCGAGGUCAGGAAGAGAGCCAGACAAGAAUAUCUGAGCAAACGUGAACUACAACAGAUCGAACUACUCAAACAAGAAAUAUUGGAUGAAGAGGCUGAUUUCAAAGGGGUCGUCAUGACCCAGCGAGAGAUUCGAGAGUUGAACAAAAAGAAAGAGGUCUUACGUCUAGCUCAGGAGAGGAUGGGUAUCGAUGAUGGUUACGAUGGCUACGUGAUGCCCGAAGAUUAUAUAACUGAACAGGGAAGACUGGAUAAAAAGAAGAAGCACGACGCCUUAUAUAAACGAUACGAAGAGAGUAAGAGACCAGCUGAUGAGUUCGUAACCGAUGUGGACCGUUAUGAGGCCAUUCAGACUCAAAACGCCACCGCCACUUUUGGCGCGAUGGAUCGAUCGGUGCAAGCCGAGGAUUACGAAUAUGUUUUCGAUGAGAGCGCUACAAUAGCUUUCCUAGUGGACCAAGACAGCCGGAUCGGGGGUACAUUGAGUGCGAAAGACGCUGCUCUCCAAGCUCAGAUCGAUGCCGCGGAACGUCGAGCAAAGUCAAUCGAUGAAGUUCGAAAGUCACUUCCAGUCUACGAAUGGAGGGAAAAGCUACUCCAAGCAGUCUCAGAAUAUCAAGUCCUGAUCGUCGUUGGAGAGACGGGGUCAGGGAAGACCACUCAACUCCCUCAGUAUUUGCACGAGGCGGGUUAUACCAAGGAUGGAGGGAAGAUCGGCUGCACUCAACCUCGACGAGUUGCGGCUAUGUCAGUAGCAGCUCGAGUGGCCGAUGAAAUGGGCGUCCGAGUAGGAGAUGCUGUCGGCUACUCGAUUCGGUUUGAAGAUUGUACUUCGCCCAAGACCGUCAUCAAAUAUAUGACCGACGGAAUGUUGCUCAGGGAGUUUAUGACGGAACCCGAUCUAGCUGGCUAUAGCGCCAUGAUUAUCGAUGAAGCUCAUGAACGUACACUGAGUACAGAUAUUUUAUUGGGCUUGGUUAAGGACAUUGCUCGCUUCAGGCCCGACUUCCGGCUGUUAAUCUCCAGUGCGACUAUGAAUGCCGCGAAAUUCUCAGAAUAUUUUGAUGAUGCUCCAAUCUUCAAUAUCCCGGGAAGAAUGUAUCCGGUGGAUAUCUUAUAUACACCCAACCCAGAGGCAAACUACCUCCAUGCGGCAGUCACGACUAUCUUCCAAAUCCAUACCACCCAACCCAAGGGCGAUAUCCUUGUAUUCUUUACCGGCCAAGAUGAGAUCGAAGCAGCACAAGAGAACCUGGAGGAAACAGCGAGGGCCUUGGGAAAUAAAAUAGGGGAAUUGAUGAUCUGUCCGAUUUACGCUAAUCUGCCCACCGAGAUGCAGGCCAAGAUCUUUGAGCCGACACCUGAUAGAGCUCGCAAAGUCGUCCUGGCAACGAAUAUCGCCGAAACUUCUAUUACUAUCGAUGGUGUCGUUUAUGUCAUUGAUCCCGGUUUUGUCAAACAGAACUCUUAUAAUCCUCGUACCGGUAUGGAAUCCUUGGUCGUUGUUCCUUGUUCACGUGCGGCCGCAAACCAACGUGCUGGUCGGGCGGGGCGAGUAGCCCCAGGAAAAUGCUUCAGACUGUACACGAAGUCAGCCUACAUGAAGGAGUUAGACGAAGACACCGUUCCGGAGAUCCAGAGAACCAACUUGGCCAACGUAGUUCUACUCCUGAAGUCAUUAGGAAUCAACGACUUGAUCGGAUUCGACUUCUUGGAUCCACCACCCGGUGAUACCCUGAUACGAGCUCUAGAUCUUCUUUAUGCCCUGGGAGCGUUCAACGACCGAGGUGAACUGACUAAAAUCGGCAGGAAGAUGGCCGAGUUUCCAAUGGAUCCAAUGCUGUCAAAGGCCAUCCUUGAGAGCGAAAAACAUCAUUGCACAGAAGAAGUUUUGUCGAUCGUUUCAAUGCUUUCUGAAAGUAGUUCUCUCUUCUAUCGGCCCAAGGAUAAGAAGAUGCAUGCAGAUCGGGCCCGAUUGAAUUUUGUACAACCUGGCGGGGACCAUUUUACACUAUUGAACGUGUUUGAACAAUGGAAAGAGACGAACUGGUCGAUUUCCUGGUCGUACGAAAAUUAUGUGCAAAUCAAGUGCCUGAAUCGAGUGCGAGACAUCCGAGAUCAACUGUCGAGUCUCUGUGAACGGGUGGAGAUCGUACCUGAAUCUAACUCGAGUGGGUCUAUCGAGCCGAUCCAGAAGAGCUUACUCGGCGGUUAUUUCAUGAAUACUGCACGGCUCGGGAAGGGAGGAGACUCGUACCGGACAUUGAAAUCCAACCAAUCAGUUUACAUCCACCCAUCGUCUAGUUGUUUCAAGACACAACCUCCACCACGAAUGAUUCUGUUUUAUGAAUUGGUCUUGACUAGUAAAGAAUAUGCUCGACAAGUCAUGCAGAUCGACAAACCUGAAUGGCUUCUACAAGCCGCCCCCCACUUCUUCAAACCUGCUGAUCUGGAGAUUUUUGGAAAGAAGAAGCUCCCAAAACAAAUUCAAGUGCGUAAGGCUGACGAAUGA
Molecule: messenger RNA, 3177 nt
Organism: Puccinia triticina
Lineage: Eukaryota; Fungi; Basidiomycota; Pucciniomycetes; Pucciniales; Pucciniaceae
Exons: 10
Coding region: 1-3177 (1058 amino acids)
Cellular component (GO): catalytic step 2 spliceosome; intracellular anatomical structure
Molecular function (GO): RNA binding; ATP binding
Source: RefSeq, a predicted model, not a curated record